GAUCCGGGAUGGCCCAGGAGAAGGAGGAGCCCGGCAGCUCCGUGGUGGAGAUGGGCCGGAUCCGCUCCAGCUCCCGCUCCCCGGACUACGCCGACCUGGACGUAGUGGACGCCUUCUCCGAAAAGUCGGUCCGCAGGGCUUUCGUCCGCAAGGUGUACUUCAUCCUGGCGCUGCAGAUGACGGUCACCACGGGCAUCAUCUGCAUGUUUCUUUACGUGGAGCCGCUCAACAAGUGGGUGCAGUUCAACCGCUGGUUCACCUUUGCGCUUUUCCCAGCCCUGUUCGGCCUGAUCAUCAGCCUGGCCUGCUUCGAGGAGCCCCGGCGCCACCUCCCCCUCAACUUCAUCCUGCUCGGACUCUUUACGGUGCUGGAGGGGCUGCUGCUGGGAGCCGUGUCCGCGUUCUUCGAGGUGGAAGUGGUGCUGUGGGCGCUGGGAGCCACGGCCUUCGUCAGCUUCGGCCUGUCCCUGUUCGCCCUGCAGACCAGGUGGGACUUCACUGCGGCCCUGGGCUUCCUGUGGGUUCUGGUGCUGGUUCUCCUCGCCUACGGGAUCAUCGCCGCCAUCGUCCAGACCCAGUGGCUCAGGAUCUUGUACACAUCUUUUGGGACCCUGAUCUUUGCAAUGUACCUGGUGGUGGACACGCAGCUCAUGCUGGGCGGGCACCACCGCUACAGCCUGUCCCCCGAGGACUAUGUCUUUGCCGCCCUCAACCUCUACCUGGACAUCUUCACCCUCUUCCUGCUGAUCCUGGAGCUCAUCGGACUGACGCGUUAGGCCGGUGGCUGCCGGAGACCGUGCGUGGGCUGCCCCUGGGCGUUUAAUUUGUGCCCGCGUCCUCUGCCCGCCCCCUACCCCCAUGGCUCACCCGGCUCCAUUCGCCUCCUCCCGGCUCUCCUACCCACUGGCCGGAGCCGGUGGCGUCUCGUUAAAGUAAUAAAAUAACCAAUGACCAUC
This is a messenger RNA of Tachyglossus aculeatus (Australian echidna), 956 nucleotides long. RefSeq names its product protein lifeguard 2-like. Gene Ontology annotation, biological process: negative regulation of apoptotic process. Lineage: Eukaryota; Metazoa; Chordata; Mammalia; Monotremata; Tachyglossidae. The coding region runs from base 9 to 776 and encodes 255 amino acids. Gene Ontology annotation, cellular component: membrane. The record is from RefSeq and is a predicted model, not a curated record. The transcript is spliced from 10 exons.